Paramacrobiotus metropolitanus is the source of this 4960-nucleotide messenger RNA. RefSeq names its product RNA helicase aquarius-like. NCBI's taxonomy places the organism in Eukaryota, Metazoa, Tardigrada, Eutardigrada, Parachela, Macrobiotidae. Gene Ontology annotation, cellular component: catalytic step 2 spliceosome. Gene Ontology annotation, molecular function: helicase activity; mRNA binding. Gene Ontology annotation, biological process: mRNA splicing, via spliceosome. The record is from RefSeq and is a predicted model, not a curated record.
UUAAAAAACCUAAACAUUCUGAAGCUUCCCAGCAAGAUGCAAGUUCUUUCGAUUCCAUUCUGAUUCAUGCUUUUGAUGGUAUCUCUAGUUUCCUUGUGUUUCACGUGUGGAGAAGGAUCGGCAAGGUGUUUGUAACUGCAACGGAUUCAUCUUGCUGCUGACAAACACCUCUUUUCUCGCCGUUUGCUUGGAAGACAGCCGUAGGAAUACGACCAACGCGCAGACUCGCGGCAUAGCAGCGCCGAUUUGUCAAAAUCGUAACGAUGGCAGCACGCAGAAUGCGCCGAUUUCGUUCGGCUUAUCCCACUGUUGACCAGAUAAAUUCUGAUGUUAUUACAAAGCUGGCGGUGGAUUAUUGGGCACCGGGCGAUGAAUCCGUUACCCACAAACCCUUCGAUCUUGAUGUGGUAGUUGGCAUCUAUCGAGAGCUGGACGCCGUUAGGUUUUCCAGUCGGCGCCUGAUGCUCUUAGACUUCAGUCAAUAUUUGGAGAGAUUUUUGUGGCCAAAUUUUUCUCCACGGACAUCAAGAUGCUGGCAACUUGUCAUGAGUAUUGUUGCACUCAUUAACGAAAAAAAGCGCGAGCGAGCACCUGUAUGGCAUGCGUUCACGGCAUAUCCAGCGCAUUUUCCGGAAUUUUUUAAACAAGUUCUGGUCCUUACCUCCGAAAGCAACCAAGAAGAUCAGCAGAAGCCGGCGUUAUCCCUGACUGAAAAGUGCCAACUGUUGAUUUUCCUGUCACAUUGUGUUAACAGUUUGGAAGAGGACAUCGUGCGAGAACAAGUUCAAAAAAUCUUCGGCUUACCGAUUUGGUUCCUUUCUGCCAAACGUCUGGAAAUCGAAUUGAAAAAAGCUCCUAAUCUGAAAAAGGCUUGGGAUCGCCUAGUAAAGAAGGAUCUUAUUAAAGACGAUGCCGCCAAAUCUCUGGAUGAUUUGUACAGGAAUUUCAUGCGGAAUCUUAUGCAGCAGUUUUUGACGAUUUUAAACGCAAUACAACCCGAAGGGGAUUUGGAGCCGGGAUGCCUGGGUUAUUGCGAGCACUUCUUGAACUUGAUGAUCGAUUGUCAGUCAUCGCUGAAUACCCGGCGAUUUUUUCACGCUCUAAUGGAUGAUGCUCAUAUUCUCGUUAAAUGCAAACUGUCCGGUUUGUAUCGUCGAUCCGAAGGAAGGGUGUUUUCGCAGCUAAUUGAUGCUCUGGAAUUUUAUUCAAGCUAUGAAAUCACUCUCAGCGGAAAUGAUGUGUCGGAGCAAGAACGUAAUACCGAACACUACAACCGUGUCUCCGCCUUACAGCGGACAGUGUUCAAAUUGUUCACCGAUAACGACGGUGGUCGCAAGUUUGCGACGGCUCCUAUCUAUAAAGUCGAUACGCGGGAAGCGCUAAAGGCAUUUCUGGAUCCCCUUGGCUUCGAGGAUCUUAAACGACUGGGUGAUUACGUUGGGGUUUUGGGUACGGAUUCACUGGAUCCGUCUGACAAGAACACAGACGCCUUGAGGAAGCACAUUCUGACGGAAGUCCUUAUCGCAUACCAUGAGCGUCGCGUUUCACAACUGCAGCGGGUUAAUGCAAUGCCGAUUUAUCCUACAGAAGAUAUUAUCUGGGAUGAAGCGCUCGUCCCGGAUGAAUUCACGUUAACAUCAAACACGAUGCCGCUUCCUAAACUACACUUACAAUUCCUUUCCUUGCACGAUUAUUUACUGCGGAACUUCCAGCUGUUUCGUCUGGAGUCAGCCUAUGAAAUACGCACAGAUAUCGAAGACGCGAUAGCGCGUAUGAAGCCUUGGACAAAUGAAGUCGGGGGUGUCGUUUUUGGUGGAUGGGCGCGCAUGGCUCUGCCCAUCAACCGGUUUGAGGUCUUUGACGUUGGCAAGCCUAAUGUUGGAUGCAAGCAGCCCUCACGAGUUCGGGCCACGAUCACCGUGACGCUUAAUGUCCGGCAUGCAAUCAAAGAUGAAUGGCAAGGCUUGAGAAAGCAUGACAUUUGCUUCCUUUUGACUGUCAAACCACCUAACAAAAAUGUUGGAUCUCCUGCCGAUGGAACGGCUUCCUUUUUGGACUACAGCGGCUUAAUGUACGUGAGAGGAUGUGAAAUCGAGGGGAUGCUCGAUGAUAAAGGAAACCUGAUUGAUGAAAUGUCCGAACAUAAACCUGUCUUUCAUGGAGAAACCAGACAGUUCCGCGUAUGGCUGGAUGCUAACCAGUAUUAUUUGGAUUCCCAGAGUGCUUCUGGCACGGAUAUAUAUCGCGGUUUUAAUAUUAUUAUGCGGCGCAAACCGGAAGAGAACAAUUUCAAAGCGGUACUGGAAACGAUUCGAACGUUGAUUAAUUCCGAAUGGGUGGUGCCCGAUUGGCUGCACGACAUCCUGCUUGGUUAUGGGGAUCCCGCAUCAGCCCAUUGGACUAAACUAUCCAACAAAGACGUGACGCUGGAUUUCAACGAUACCUUCCUUAGCUUGGAACAUGUGAAGGCAUGUUUUCUGGAUGAAGUCGUGGAAUUUAGUGAUCCCAGAGGCUUGCCAAUGCAACCACCGUUUAGGAUAACAUUUGCUAUGCCGGAAACCUCUGAGAACGGCACGAAACGCGAUGUGGAUGGGGAAAUUAUUACUUUGCCGAAACGAUUGACCGUGGAACCCUACGUGAAGAAAUCCACUUCUCCAUAUCCUCGAAUUGAACCGAAAAGGAAUGCCAUACCUUUCACCCCGGCUCAGACCCAAGCCAUCAUUUCCGGCAUGCAGCACGGUCUGACAUUGAUUGUCGGUCCACCCGGAACCGGUAAAACCGACGUGGCUGUGCAGAUAAUUUCCAAUAUUUAUCACAAUUUUCCGGAGCAGCGAACGCUGAUUGUGACGCAUUCCAACCAAGCACUGAAUCAGCUCUUUGAGAAAAUUAUGGAUUUGGAUAUUGAUGAGCGCCAUCUGUUACGUCUGGGUCACGGUGAGGAAGCCCUGGAGACCAAGAAAGACUUCAGUCGGUAUGGACGAGUGAACUAUGUCCUUGCGAAGCGACUAGAGUUGCUCAGUGAAGUCGGUCGGCUGCAAACAAGUUUAGGAGUCCCCGGGGAUGUUGCGUAUACCUGUGAAACAGCAGGACAUUUUUAUUUAUACCAGGUGCUUCCCAGAUGGCAGAUCUAUAAAAAUAAAAUCAAAAGCGCCGGAAGCGAAGCAUCCGCCAUGUCCGUGGUGUCGGAUUCGUUUCCGUUUUCGAAUUUCUUCGGCGAUGCUCCGCAGCCUUUAUUCAAAAAUGACACGUUUGACGAUGACAUGGAAACGGCUGAAGUGUGUUUCCGUUACGUUGAGAAUAUCUUUACUCAGCUGGAAGAAUUUCGGCCGUUUGAACUGCUUCGCAGUGGAUUGGAUCGGACUCGGUAUCUGCUGACCAAAGAGGCCAAGAUCAUUGCCAUGACUUGUACACAUGCUGGGAUGAAGCGACAGGAACUGGUGGAUCUCGGAUUUAAAUAUGACAACAUUCUUAUGGAAGAAGCUGCACAAAUCUUGGAAGUGGAGACCUUUAUUCCACUACUGCUGCAAAAGCCAGAACAUGGAUAUAACCGGUUGAAAAGAUGGAUUAUGAUCGGGGAUCACAAUCAGCUACCACCCAUUGUGCAGAAUAAGGUGUUUGAGAAAUUCUGCAACAUGGAACAGUCACUGUUCACCCGAUUCGUACGCCUUGGCGUUCCUACGGUAGAUCUGGAUGCGCAAGGCCGUAUGAGACCAAGUUUAUGUCGCCUGUUCAGCUGGCGGUAUAAGCGCCUCGGAAACCUUCCGCACACAUUGCGAAUGCCGGCUUUUCUCACCGCUAAUACCGGCUUCGCGUUUGAUUACCAGCUGAUCAAUGUGGAAGAUUACAAUGGUGUGGGAGAAUCCGAACCAAGCGCCCAUUUCAUACAGAAUCUGGCAGAAGCGGAAUACGUCGUGGCCACUUUUAUGUACAUGCGCCUCUUGGGAUAUCCUGCGUCCUCAAUAACAAUUCUGGCGGCUUACAACGGACAGAAACAUCUUAUCCGGGAUGUAAUUGAAAAACGAUGCGGUACUAAUCCAUUGGUGGGCUGGCCACAUAAAAUCGCUACAGUUGAUAAGUAUCAAGGUCAACAGAAUGAUUAUGUCCUCCUGUCCCUGGUACGCACAAAGACAGUCGGUUAUCUGAGGGAUGUACGACGUGUUGUUGUCGCGCUAUCCCGUGCUCGAUUGGGGUUGUAUGUUUUUGCCCGGAUUCCGCUGUUCCGAAACUGUUUUGAGCUGAGUCCAGCAAUGGCUGUACUUAUGGAACGACCGUCACAAUUGCAUCUGUUCCCUACUGAACGCUUUCCAGUGGAAAGAAAGAUGCUGGCUGAUCCAACCGAUAGUCCGGCCGUAAUUAUCAAAACCAUGCCGGAAAUGCUGAAAUUUGUGUAUGAUUUAUACGCGGAAAAGGUGCAAUCGUUGCGACCAGUUUACGAAGCACAGAUGGCUGCGCAGGCCGACAGUAGCGAUUCCGAACCGGAAGAGGAGACGGCGCCCACCACAGAGGAGCCACAACAGCCGGCGGAAGAAACUGCCGUCAAAGCCGGUCCGACCAAAAUCAACUUCCUCCCUGUGGAAGACAUGCCUUUCUUCCCGAUCCGUGGCGACAAAGGUGUGACGGUUGAGGAGGAAGACGACGGCGACAAGGAUGACUAAUGUCUGUCUUUGGGUGGGAACGUCGCAGUCGCCGUUUGUCUGGAGCGUUGAUUGUUACUGCUUGUUUUAGAUUCCGUUUUUACCCUGUACCCUGUUUGUUAGCAUUUAUUAUGGCAUGAGAUAAUUUGAUUGGCAGACGAUAUGCAAAAUUUAUGCAAAUAUCUGUAUGGCGGUUGAUCAAUGGAUUUUCGGUUUAUCGUCUGGCAGAUAAGCUAUCGUUAACGGACUGAGGAAGCCGCGCGCCGAAUGGGUGCAGUUGUUAGCAUUUGUUUGUUUUUGCAGUACUUAAAGUUUUUCUUUGCCGA